Molecule: messenger RNA, 555 nt
Organism: Mycena indigotica
Lineage: Eukaryota; Fungi; Basidiomycota; Agaricomycetes; Agaricales; Mycenaceae
Exons: 1
Coding region: 1-555 (184 amino acids)
Source: RefSeq, a predicted model, not a curated record
AUGCUAUCGUCGUCAUACGCUGAAUGGCACACUCGAGCCACUCCGUACCCAAAUUCAAGCUCGUUCCAACCUACACGAGCCGACCUAGCUGUGCUUGUCCUCCGAAACAGUCCAGUGGAACCCGAGGGCUUUACCCUUGCCUUCUUCGACUCGUCGGAAGGCCAAGUCGCAGUUGAUGCUCUUGGGACUAUCCUCUCCGUCCCUCGAGAAGAUUUCAGUGGUAUCACUGAGCUUGCCACGCGUGUCUCCACAGAACUACCUCCUACCGAAAGAUUUAGGAAUACUUGGGUCAUUGACCAUCCGACAACAAGUCAGCCUAUCGAUCGUUUACUCGUCUCGGUGGAUGGGAAACUAGUGGAAACUAGCGUUCAGGGUUUCAACAAGAACAAGCGCGCGCUACAGAUUCCGAUUGGCGAUGUUACAGAGUUGCCUGAUAUUUUACAAGAAACCGUUGGACUCGUUUUGGAAGCAAGAGAUGGAUAUUCAAGAGAUAAGGUUGAUAAGACUGUGGUGGACAAAGUGAAAGAGAUCAUAGGCGACGAAGUGGUACUAUAA